This is a messenger RNA of Castor canadensis (American beaver), 6997 nucleotides long. It is a transcript of the gene Zcchc14, whose product is annotated as zinc finger CCHC-type containing 14. The record is from RefSeq and is a predicted model, not a curated record. Gene Ontology annotation, molecular function: nucleic acid binding; phosphatidylinositol binding; zinc ion binding. NCBI's taxonomy places the organism in Eukaryota, Metazoa, Chordata, Mammalia, Rodentia, Castoridae.
GCGGCCCCCGGGCCCGGGUCGGGGCGCGGCGCGGGCGGCAGCAUGGUGGAGAAGCGCUGCCCGCUGCAGAGGGACGGCGUGUACCGCUGGUUCUCGGAGCUGCCGUCGCCGCAGCGCGUGGAGUUCCUGUGCGGCCUGCUGGACCUGUGCAUCCCGCUCGAGCUGCGCUUCCUCGGCUCGUGCCUCGAGGACCUGGCGCGCAAGGACUACCACUCGCUGCGCGACUCGGAGAUCAAGGCCAACAACCCGGCCGACCUGGGCAGCCUCACCAACCUGACGGACGAGGUGGUGCGCAGCAAGCUGCUGGUGUCGCUGGCGCUGCUGGGCUCGGAGCAGCGCGAGGCGGCGGGCGUGCUCUACCGCACGCUCACGCACAUCGACUCCAUCAUCCACAACUACGGGCUGCAGCUCAACGAGGGCCGCACGGGCGAUGAGUUCCUGCUGCUCUUCACCAUGGCCUCCAACCACCCGGCCUUCAGCUUCCACCAGAAGCAGGUGUUGCGCCAGGAGCUCACGCAGAUCCAGAGCAGCCUGAGCGGCGGCGGCGGCGGCGGCGGCAGCGGCGGGGGUCCCGGGGGCAAGAGCGCGCCCGGGCCCGGCGGCGCGCUGCCCACCUGCCCGGCCUGCCACAAGAUCGCUCCCAGAACCGAGACCCCGGUCCACAGUGUCAGUAACAGUCUGGAGAACGCUCUGCACACAUCAGCACAUUCCACGGAGGAGUCAUUACCCAAGAGGCCUUUGGGGAAGCACGGCAAAGCAAGCGUUGAAAAGAUAGACCUGAAGGGAUUGUCGCACGCAAAACACGACAGGAGCGCUGAGUGUGCCUUUGAGGUCUUGUGGUCUGAUUCUUCAAUAACAUCAGUAACCAAACCUUCCUCAGAAGUGACUGAAUUUAUUUCAAAGUUAUCUCAGCUGUGCCCCGAAGACAAUGUGGACAAGCUCAUCCCUUGCUUGGCUGGCCCAGACUCCUUCUAUGUGGAGCGAAACCACGUGGAUCUGGAAGCAGGCCUGAGAUACCUGGCUUCGUUGCCUUCUCACAUACUAAAACACGACCAUGUCAAGAAGUUCUUCAGCACUUCAUCUCCCACCCCGCAGCUUCAGAGUCCAAAUCCUGGCAACCCCUCCCUUCCUAAAGUAGGCGCCAUGAUGGGUGUGUCUGGAAGACCCGUGUGUGGAGUGGCUGGUAUCCCAUCCUCCCAGAGCAGCACCCAGCACCACCUCCAGCACUCGGCCAGUGUGGCCGCCUUGCCUCACUGCUCCCAUGCCGGGGGUGCAGGCUCACCACUAGCCUACCGGACCCAGGGGGAUGCUUCGCCGGCCAUCCUGAUGGCCCCCAGUCUGCAGGCCCCUCAGCCCCAGGAGCAAAAUGGGAUCUUGGACUGGCUUCGGAAGCUGCGUUUGCACAAGUAUUACCCUGUCUUUAAACAGCUCACCAUGGAGAAGUUUUUGAGCCUUACUGAAGAAGAUCUGAAUAAGUUUGAGUCCCUUACCAUGGGAGCAAAGAAGAAACUCAAGACUCAGCUGGAGCUGGAAAAGGAGAAGUCAGAGAGACGGUGCCUGAACUCAGCCCCUUCCUUGGUCACCAGCAGUGGAGUGGCCCGAGUCCCCCCCACCAGCCACGUGGGGCCUGUUCAGCCUGGGCGCGGCAGCCAUGCGGCCGAGCUGCGGGUGGAGGUGGAGCCGCCCCCUCGCCAGAUGCCCCGGGAAGGCAGCUCCUCAGAGUACUCCAGCUCCUCCUCCAGCCCCAUGGGUGCACAGGCGCGCGAGGAGAGCUCCGACAGCGCGGAGGAGAACGACAGACGUGUGGAUGUGCACACAGAGGGCUCCGACAAGGAGAAACCUGUGGUGCUACUGAGUCACUUCUCUUCGAGCUCCGCCAGACCCACGGCCCAGGUUCUGCCUGUGCAGAAUGAGGCCGGCUCCAGCCCAGUGGGUCACCACCCCCUGCCCCCCCAACUGAUGCCCACAGCCUCCCACCUGGCACCCGUUCGGAUGCUCAGCUCCGUGCACAAGCCGGACAGAGGUGGCACGGAUGUGAAACUCCUCUCAUCUUCUGUGCACUCGCUUCUGUCCCUGGAAGAAAGGAACAAGGGGCCUGGCCCCAGGAGCAGCACUAAAGUGGACAAGAGCUUCGGUGGGGCUGUGCUGGACACGCUGCCCUCGGCAGCACCUCACCCACCUGUGCAGGUCCUCUCGGGACUCACGGAGAACAGCUCUGUGUCGCCCACAGUCUCCUUUGGUCCCCGGGCCAAAGUUGUGCAUGCUACCACGCUGGACAGGGUGCUGAAGACAGCACAGCAGCCGACUCUGGCAGUGGAGACCAGCUCGGCCGCCACAGGGACACCGAGCACUGUUCUGCACGUGGCCCGGCCCCCCAUCAAGCUGCUGCUGUCAUCCUCCGUCCCUGCUGACACGGCGGUCUCUGGGCAGACCUGCCCCAGCAGCGCGCAGAUCAGCGUGGCUCCGGCGAUGAUCAGCCCCCGGGCGGCUCUCUACACCAACACCAAAGUUGCCUUCUCCGCAGUGAGCAGCGUGCCCGUGGGCCCCCUGCAGGGCAGCUUCUGCGCCAGCAGCAACACUGCCUCCCCCAGCAGCCAUCCGUCCACAUCCUUUGCAAGCAUGGCCACGCUGCCCAGCUGCCCGGCCCCCAGUAGCAGCCCCGCACUCUCCUCUGUCCCCGAAAGCAGUUUUUACAGUGGUGGCGGCGGUGGCUCCACAGGAAACCUUCCUGCCUCAAGUCAAAGCCACCACCACCACCACCACCAUCAGCAGCCCCCGGCGCCCCCACAGCCCGCGCCGCCUCCGCCCGGCUGCAUCGUGUGCGCUUCCUGUGGGUGCAGCGGCAGCUGUGGCUCCAGUGGCCUGACUGUCAGCUACGCCAACUACUUCCAGCACCCCUUCUCCGGGCCGUCCAUGUUUACCUUCCCCUUCCUUCCCUUUAGCCCCAUGUGCAGCAACGGCUAUGUCAGCACACAGCAGUAUGGCGGCAGCUCCACCUUCCCUGUCGUGCAUGCCCCCUAUGGUGGCAGCGUGACUCCAGACCCCGUCCUGGGCGGGCAGUCCACAUUUGCAGUGCCACCAAUGCAGAAUUUCAUGGCUGGGACAGCAGGGGUGUACCAAACCCAAGGUGUGGUGAGCAGUAGCAACGGGUCCAGCCACAAAAAGAGUGGGAAUCUGUCUUGUUACAACUGUGGGGCCACUGGUCACCGUGCUCAGGACUGCAAGCAGCCAUCCAUGGACUUCAACCGGCAAGGUACUUUUAGGUUGAAAUAUGCCCCUCCAGCAGAAAGUCUGGACUCCACAGACUGAUAUUUUUCUCUGGCACAGAGCAUUAUUAAGCCAUGGAGACAUGGAAAAUUAAAACAGCUGAGAAGUCCGGUUGCUGUUGCGCUUAAUGUUUUAAUCCAAAGGUGCUUUACUUCCUAUACUGGGUAGAAAAUCUAGCGUACAAGUGCAUCAAACUCAAUUUUAUUGCCAAAAUCCUAGACUGGAGCGCGCUGUCAGGACCUGCUUGGGGCCUCUCCACGGCUGGUGGCCUGGCCGCUGACACCUAGGUCGCAGUGUGGAGGCCUCCGCCUCCUGAAGAGCGUCACCUCGCUGGUCCUUAUAGGCUCACACAUAAUUCCAGGCAGCUACGUGCGAUCUGAAUGGAGACCGAUGGUCGGAGGUCCCAGGCAGAUUUCUGCAGCCCCGGGCUAGGGAGAUGCCAGCUGUGCUGUGUUUUGUUUGUUAUUCCUCACGUGACUUGGCCCUCAUCUCUGGGACUUUUAAGGCUUGCACUACAGAAGAAGGUACCCGGUGUCCAUCUGCAGAGUGGGGGUCGGGCUCCUCGGAGAGCAGCUGAGGCUCCAGAGGCGGCGCCAGCAGCUGCAACUGUGUGUCCUUCCCUCCUUCAGACACUUGUAGCAGUUCCAGGUUUUUAAUUUUUUUCCUGCAAAUAAAUUUAAACUCCAUUAAUAAAUAGGAAUAGUUCACUCAACAACUUCACUUCCAGGGUCCAAGUCCCAGGGAAUCCAGUCACUAAGACUUGACCGUUCCUCUUGCCCUCCGGUGGCUUUGAGCCUGCUCUGCCCACGUGCAGGACACGGACCGACUCGGCUCCGUGAGUUGGCUAUGACUGAUGUGACUCGUCCUUAGGGAAGCUGGCAAGUUGUUGUGUCCCACACGGGCUCCCCAAGGACCCCAGACCUGGCCGGGGCUGACUGCCGACGGAUCCACACUUGAGACGACAUUUCAACGAGAAUACAGCCCUGCAGUUCAUGAGCGAAACAUUGCAACUCUCUCCUGUCAGCGUUUUGUGGCGCCUGUGUAUCGAUCGCUAGUUCCGUUUAAACGUGCCUGGAGAGCGUCAGGAGAAAGCGGCAGCUCGGAGGAGGCGCUCCGCAGAUGUGGCCCGGGCAGGGCCAGGCCUCGGUGGAAAUCAGCCUUGGCUGGGGCGCUCUGCAUUUCACCCACUGGAUCAAAAGCAUUUUGGUGAGAAACUUAGGGACUUCAGUCUUCAAGGUUAAAGGGAAUUUUCUGCUCAAAUAAUAACAUUAUCUAAAAUACUAAAGCCUUCAAUGUUCAAAUACUGUUUGGUAAGGUCUUGCCAGGGAUUUUCCUUUGGAAUAUUUAUGAAGAAAAAAAUCACAACAUUGAGACCAUUCUUAAAACAGACAAUCAGCCUUGUGCAAAAUUGGUGUAAAUCAGAAGAAUACCCUAGAACCGGAGGCGUUGUGUACACGGCUUCAGACUUUGUGAGCAAUUUCCUGACGUGCGGAAACUCAAGCGGACAGUUGUCACUUUUUAUGAGAGGCUUCGGGAGCUCGGUAGUUUUGGGGUAGUUUCAUUUCUAUGCAAUGCAGGCUCGGCAGGCCCGUGUGUUCUUCUCUUUGACGGCCCAGUGUUUCGCAGCUCUGAAGUGACGGCGAUACGCACAGCUGUUAGGGUGUCACGCUGACCUCUUAGUUUUAGACACUACAAGACGUCAGAUGACAGAACUGACACAACCUUGCCUUAAAGAGCACCAGACUGGAAUUGGUCACACGAUGCUAAUAAGGAAGACUGGAGUGUUCACUGAUGUUUACGAUUUUAAUAUUUCCGAGGCCCUUACAGUGGCCCGGAUAUGUGCUGAAAGCCAAACUUUUAAAUUUUUUGGUUUUUUUAAACAAAGAAAUAUUUUAAAUAAAUCCUAUUUCAACACAGUGAAAUUGUUGGAAACUGUCUCAUAGCAAAAGAAAAAAAUCAUACUUAACGUUUUUGUUUUCGUGGUCAGUAUAGGGAAAUGAAGGUGUCUUUUGUUACCCUUAUAACUUUUGAUAAAUAUUAGAGGUUAACCAUAAACACAAGGAAAGUUUAAAACAGAAACUUCAUUCGAAGUAUGCCAUUCAAGAGUUGAGGUGAAUAUGUCCUGACACUGUUACGGCUGUGUUCCAGUCACCGGGAAGUAAGUGCUUAUGCCGUGUGACAUCUCUGAUGAGGCUGUCAGGAACUGAGACUUAAAUGUGGGUAUGCCACCGGUCCACGCGGUCUCUGAGUGAAUCCCACACUUGGACUUGAGGAUAUUUGCCAGCAGUAUUAUCUCUGAUGAAAAGGUCUCUUCAAAAGCAACCAAAGUCAGCAAGCCUGGAGAGCACUUUGAACUUCAGCCGACUCCUGUGGUCACCACCACCAAGCAGGCCGGCCGUUCUGGCCAUUUUCCUGAGACUGCUGCAGGUGCACAGUGCUGUGGCAACCAGGCGGGGCGGCCCUGGCCAGGGCUUUGCUCCGUGGAGUCGGCCGUGCGUUCAAGUUUCUAACCCUGUGUUUUUAUCUCCAGGAAUGGGGACGGUGGAAUGUACAGAUCAAAGUAGAACACAAUGUUGGGAUAAAACAACUAUUUUACCUUUGUUUGUUUUUUAAGCAAAAUACUCAUUUUCUACCUUAUUUUCUAAUUUUUGUUUCACGGUAAUACUGAAAAUUGGAAAGUGUUUAACAUAAAGCUCCUAGUUGCUGCUGAAGAGGAGACGGGAGCUAGCACUCACAAUGACAAUAAAGACUCGUUAUUUUCUUGAAUGCACAUUACGAUUGGUUGUUAAAAACCAGCAUCUCCCUCACCUCCCCAAGUGACGGGAGGGCGCUUGUCUGUACUGGUAGGCCGUAGGCGCCGUACUCUCAAUUCCGUUUAGUUCUAGGUCCCUCACUCUAAGUCAGCCUAGUCUGUACCACACGCUGAGUGCCAAGGUGGCCAAGGCGGCAUUCAUUACCCUCGCCUAACGUCCUGCGCUGUGACGCUCCCUGUGAGCACUGGCCAGCUUAGGCUUCUACUCCGCCCCACCCCCCCCCACGCAGUGACACUCGCACCCAGUGGGAACUGGGUCACACCCUCGCUCGGUCCCUUCAGGUCUCUCUUCCUGCUUCCUGAUGUUUGGUCUGAUGCCUUGCCAGGAUUACAUCCUAGUGAGUGGCGGCUCUACCUGCUGAAGCCUUACAGGUUGUAAGGGAAACUGUCCCCCUGCCCAGCCUCGUCCCCGAGGAUGGUCCCAUGGAACUGAGCAGGGUCAGCUGUCCUCUCCAAGCUCCCGAAGGUCAGGUCAGGUGGCACUGGAAGAGGCUGGACUGUUGAGCAGGCCCAAGGUCUGAGUGAAAGUGGGCAUCUUUAAUCAACACUCGCAAUAUUCUAGAAAACCAUAUACUGUGCUGGUGGAGGCCAAAGGUCCAGGUCACUGACAAACAAGGGGGCAGUGGCCCCAGUCCCCUCUCUGGCCUCUCAUGGGCUAUGGGGAGCCCUCGGCAUGGUCAGUUCUUAAUAUGCACAUGGCUGAGGCGUUGGUACUGAGACUGAAAGCCUUCACAGCUUCUAUCGGGCAUAUUUUCUUUUUAGGAAUGAAGGAAAAUUCUCCCCAUUUUUGAGCCAUUCUUCUUUUGUCAAUUCUACAAAAUUGCAUGUAACUUUAUAAAUAUUUUUAAAAGAUAUAGUUUUGUAAAUAUUUAAUAUUCUGCUAAUUUGAUUUUGAAUUGUAAAUGUCAAGUAUUCUGU